AUUUAAAAUAAUUUACAAUUUUUACGAACAAUACUUUUAUUCGCGCCAUGUUUUUACAUAUUUAAAAGUUAAAUCGUGAACAUGUGCAUUCAUUCCGAUUUUUUUUAAAAUAAAUUCAGUUCUAGAAACCUUUAUUAGUUAUCCUUUAGUGAACGUGAAAAAGAGUGAAAUUAAGCGAAAAUACGUGUUUAUUUAAUUGGUUUGGCCAAAAUGCCGACAGACGUGGUAUUCGGCGUAAAUGAGAAAUGGCGCAUCAACCGCAACAUCUUCGUGCUUGGGUUCGCGUUCAUGGUGCAGUUCACCGCGUUCCAUGGCGCGGCCAAUUUGCAGAGCUCCGUGAACAGUGACGCAGGCGCUGGAGCAUUUACCCUGGCUGCUAUAUAUUUUUCGUUGAUAUUGUCGAAUAUACUGCUGCCUGCUGUGGUUAUCAGAUGGCUGGGCUGCAAAUGGACAGUGACCCUGUCCUUCCUAGCGUACAUGCCAUUCAUAGCGGCGCAGUUCUACCCCCGUCUGUACACCCUGGUACCAGCAGGCAUGAUGGUCGGCUUCGGCGGUGGGCCACUAUGGUGUGCCAAGUGCACCUACUUGUCGGUGGUAGCUGAGCCCUAUUCACGGCUAUCGGGAGUGCCAGCAGACGUGCUGGUGGUUCGAUUCUUCGGGCUCUUCUUCAUGUUCUACCAGAUGGCUCAGAUCUGGGGAAACCUCAUCUCUUCAGCCAUUUUGUCAUCAUCGCUUGGUGAGGUGGUUUCAUACACCAACGAAACCAUAGCGCCGACCGCAGCAGCAUUGGUCGGCAACAUCACUUCUCCCAAAGUGGACUUCGGGUCUACCUGUGGAGUCAACUUCUGUAGCGGCAGUGAGGCUCAUGGGAACGCGAACCUUCAACCACCGUCGCCUCUAAAGAUCCAAGUGAUAUCUGGCGUGUACCUGGCGUGUAUGGCGUUCGCCGUCAUCUUAGUCGCUUUUGGCGUGGACUCUCUUAAAAGGUAUAGCACCAAAAGAUCGUGUGAAGGCAAGUCUGGUCUGAAGCUUCUAGCGGUGACGCUCAAGCAACUGCGGCACCGGUACCAGCUGCUUUUACUGCCCGUCAUCGGCUACAUCGGUGCUGAGCAGGCGUUCAUGGCUGCAGACUUCACGCAGGCAUUCGUCGGCUGCGCAUACGGCAUCAACAACAUUGGCUACGUGAUUAUCUGCUUCGGCGUGUUCAAUGCGCUUGCGGCGCCCGUCGCCGGCGCCGUCGUCAAGUUGACCGGACGGUACCCCGUCAUGGUCACUGCUUUGUUGCUAAACAUCGUUCUGCUGACUGCGUUGAUUCUCUGGCGCCCGGACCCUGAUAACUGGCUGGUGUUCUACCUCCUGGCUGCUAUAUGGGGCACUGCAGAUGCUGUGUGGCUUGUGCAGGUCAAUGCUCUGUCUGGAAUAUUGUUCCCUGGCAAUGAAGAAGCCGCGUAUUCCAACUUCAGGCUUUGGGAGGCCACCGGCAGUGUUCUAUCCUAUGCCACGGCGCCAUAUCUUUGCGUAAGAACGAGGCUAUACGUCCUCGUAUGCUUCCUACUCCUGGGCUUCGCCGGCUACACCACCAUCGAGCUGAUGGAGUACCGCGUCAAGCGCGCGCACCAGCUCGAGAGAAACUUCGAACUCGUUGAUAAGAAGGGGGACGAUUGAGGCUGCAAUCAUACCAGUGUAUUCGGGUAAAAUAUUGAACUCUAAUAUCAGGUAAUUCCCAAAAUGGACUCUGAUGUGAUGAUUUUCGGAAUUACAUUUGGAAUGGAAGUGAUACGGAAUUGGGUACCUAUCCGAAUACACAAACUAUAACCUGGCCGAACAUUCUCGUCAUUUAAAAAUGCAAAUGGUUAGGCAGGUUGUUUAAAUGAAUCAAUUCAAACGUAAUACUUGACAUCAUUGUAAAAUGGUGUAAAAUACCAGUUAACACAUUUACAGCGAGCGGGUUGUCUGUUCGUGUUAUCAACUACGCUCGUAGCGGAUAGCUCGCGCUGGCACUGAAUGUGUUAAGUCUUAAGGAAACUCAUCGCCAUUCUGAAAAAGUGAAUAGCAAAAAUCGCUCGAAGGAUGACCGUUCAAGGGUCGCCGAGUCUGGUUAUACUUAACACAUUCACCGCUGAGCUACAGCCGUACCGCUACGUCGUAGCGAAAAUGCUUUGUAGAGGCAAAACGACGUGUCGUGAUUAGCGCGGAAUAAAUAUAAAUAACUAUUAUAGGGACAUUCUUACACAAAUUGACUUAAGUGCCACGGUAUCGCGGUAAGCUCAAGAAGGCUUGUGUUGUGGGUACUAGACAACGAUAUAUAUAAUACUUAUACAAAUACUUAAAUACAUAGAAAAUAUCCAUGACUCAGGAACAAAUAUCUGUGCUCAUCACACAAAUAAAUGCCCUUACCGGGAUUUGAACCCAGGACCAUCGGCUUUACAGGCAGGGUCAAUACCCACUAGGCCAGACCGGUCGUCAAAAAGCGCUGAAUGAGUUAAUAAAAGCUGAUUGUACUACCAGGAUUUAGACAUGGGGCUCUACUCUUACAUAAUAUCCUUACUUAUGUCCAUUUCCUACUAUGCAAUAUGUUAUCACAAAAUGCAUGUUUAGUAAAUUUAAAUAUGUGCCAUAAAAUAAUCAGACGUAGUGAAUACCUAAUCCUUUACCAUAGUAUUUUCACGGAAACCGUGUUAUGCUAUUUCAGUCUGUCUCAGUGCAAAAAAUACUGAGGUUGACUGAAGUAGCAUGACAAAUACGAACGUUGCCGAGAAAAUACGAUAGCAAGGGAUUGUUCACUGCAUCUGUAACCAUGGCAACGUGUGACACUAAAAAGUUAAUUCACCCUUGUAUUUAAUAGUACAACACGAUACAAGUGCGAAAAAUAGGAAAUUCGCAAUGAGUGGCGAUAAAUUAAAACACGACCGAGUUGCGAAUCCUAUUCGCACAUGUAUCGUACAACGUUUUGCAGUACACAUGGUCCUUUAAAUUUUCGACAUAGUUGCGUAAUGUGCUAAUUAUCGCACUAGUGCGGUAAAGUAGCACCAUAUGUAUUGCAAAAUAUUUUGUAUAGGUAUUAAUACUAUUAACAUACAUAUAGUGAUAGUGAUAAUCGCUAGUGAUUUAAAUAUCAUAUUAUUUUUAUAUUAUACUUAGACUUAAGGUACGUAAAACCUCUCUAUAAUUUUCUAAGUUUAUGUUCAAAUUAAUUUUAAGACAGUAAACUAAGUGUAAGUAUAUUGUUUUGCAGGAAAAUAAGAAUAAAACAACAUACAUAUCUCAAUAUUCAUCAUUUUAAUUCUUUCCACAUAAAAUCGGACCCAAAUGUCCGUAAACAGAUAAACAAGCACAUUCAUAAACUAAGUACAAUGCGAAGAAACAAGUGACUAAUACCUUGUUAAACAUAAUUAUUCUAAUAAUAACAUAAGACAAGUCUUUGAGUUAUCAGACACUGUACCGCCAUUCAAAGACGCAUUCAAUAUGUUUUCAAUGUAGCAUUGCUAUUUCGAACGGCAGUGUAGGUAAAUAUUAACACUAGCUGUCUUGCUUUAACGAUGCUAUUUAGAAGAAGAUAGUGAUGUAAAUACACAUCGUCUCCUGCGACACGAGUCCCGGGAUUUCAAAAUAUAUUAUGGACAUAGAAAUACGGUCCUUAAUUAAACGGAAUCCUUAAUUUUAUUGUAAGCACAAUUUAUACACGAGUGAACUACGGCGUAGCAUUUGUAGCUAACGUUUCGUAGCUCUAAUUCUCGUAGCAAAAUUGUAUUAUUCCACUUUAGACUUCUGGAAAGCAUUAGGAAAAAUAGACAUUGAUUCACUUACUGAUUAAUAUUAUUUAGUAACUUCGGAAACAAAAUAGACUAAGUUUUAUGAUUCAGUCGGUAGUAAAAUAACGCUAUAUGAAUAGUAAGUAUGAAAAGAUGAAGUACCAAAUUUUUCUAUAUUAAUAGUUUCAUUUAUGCGUUUUCGCGAAAAUGUCCUAUACCCACAUGGCGCUUUGAUGCUACCGGCAAUUUGGAAAUAGAAGAUGUAAGCUUACAAAGUUUAGUCUAUCUUUUAGUAUCAAAGCCCAUUUCACUGUCAAUAAUGUAGUUUUAUAGUAAAUAACCCUAAAAAGAUGGACGUGGUUUUAAAAUAUUAAAACUAAAUUCAAUGACAGAGAAAUCCACUUGUAAAGCUUCGCCGUGAUAAUUACUAAAUUUUUGGAAAAAUGGACUCGUGUCACGCUUGGAACUCAUUAGAUUCGAAUAAAUUGAAUUAUCUGAUUUUUCUCAUUAAUAGAUUGUUAAGCAAUCUAUUUAAUGAAACAAGCCAACUAACGGCCUGAUUCAAACUUUAAGAUACGUUAAAAUUUUGCUAAAGAUACGAUAUGAAUUGGAUAUGUCAGUAUUAAAACUGACGAUUCUUCAAAUAAAAACGUAACUUUUGACACUGACAUAUCCGAUCCAUAUCGUAUUUUUAGCAAACUUUUGAUGUAUCUUAAAGUUCGAAUCAGGACGUGACUCUAUUCAAUAUCUACACUACUGUCAUCUCUUAAAUCACAUGAAACAAAAAAAUAAUACACACAUAAUCAUUCAUUCGUAAGUCACUGGUCCUAUUAUCCGUUAUUAUACGUUAGUUACAUAAUAAAAGCACUGAUUCUUGAAUAUAAUGCUAAAAUAACAUCACCUAUUUAUAUUUUCAAUUAUUAUCUAUAAUUAAGUAUUAUUGUAUUAACUGAUUUAAAGCGUAGAACCGUAAUACUUUAACAUCUGAAUAUAUUUUCAUUUUAGGAAGACUAUUUUAAGGCACGAGCAAAGAUUUUUAUCACCAAAAUAGCACCUUAAAUAUUUUUUAAAUCGUAUGUGUUGCGAUUAUGCUAAGAUUAUUAUGAUUUCAGUACUAUUUACUAUUGUUAGGUGAUUUAUAUGUUGGAAGACGUACUGUAUAAUGUUAUAGAAAAAU
Cydia strobilella is the source of this 4929-nucleotide messenger RNA. RefSeq names its product UNC93-like protein. The transcript has 11 exons. Gene Ontology annotation, cellular component: plasma membrane; striated muscle dense body. Gene Ontology annotation, molecular function: potassium channel regulator activity. Gene Ontology annotation, biological process: regulation of muscle contraction; regulation of potassium ion transport. The record is from RefSeq and is a predicted model, not a curated record. Lineage: Eukaryota; Metazoa; Arthropoda; Insecta; Lepidoptera; Tortricidae. The coding region runs from base 211 to 1665 and encodes 484 amino acids.